Messenger RNA from Trypanosoma rangeli, 3237 nucleotides. Its product is annotated as putative PIWI-like protein 1. The record is from RefSeq and is a predicted model, not a curated record. Gene Ontology annotation, cellular component: SOSS complex. Gene Ontology annotation, molecular function: DNA binding. Bases 1 to 3237 code for a protein of 1078 amino acids. NCBI's taxonomy places the organism in Eukaryota, Euglenozoa, Kinetoplastea, Trypanosomatida, Trypanosomatidae. The transcript has a single exon. Gene Ontology annotation, biological process: double-strand break repair via homologous recombination; response to ionizing radiation; mitotic cell cycle checkpoint signaling.
AUGAGAAAUUCUGCUAGCCUUAAGUGCAUUGCCUUUUUACAGCCAACGAUGAUGCAGAAGACGGCUUUGGGUUUGGUGUCAAUGACACUACAGGCACUUGCAGCCCACAGCAAGCACUGGAGUCAGCCGCCACCGCCGCCGCCGCCGCAGCAGCAGCAGCAGCCCGUCGACGCGGCGAAGAUUGGCGGCGUCCGUGAUGCGCGGAGCAACGCGAAGGACGGCGCCGGCCCGACAUGCAGCAAGUCCUUCUGGUGCUCGGAUGCCGAAGAGGUGGCGCUGCGGGACGUCAAGCGCAGACACGCUUAUGACCGCUUUCUCGAUAAAAAGGCACGCACUGCUGUGCGUCAGCGACUGCGCGAUGGGGGUGUUAUGUCCAACUUAUUCCCAGUGCAUGUGAGCCCCGACACGACCCUCUACAUCUACGACCUUGAGGCCACCCGUCGCCUACUUCAGACGCGGCCGCCAGACGCCCAGCGGGAAAAGGGCGCUGGAAAGUCCAAAGGACGUCGUAAAAAGGGGGUUAGUCGAACAGUGGCACCCGCGGCCGUUGCCGCGGCGGAUGACCCAAUCGUUAAGCGGGUUGACGCGACACGGGCCUGGCGUGUAAUGCGACGGUUCCUGCAGCGCUGCGUUCCGGCCGCGCCGCCGCUGGUGUGCGUUCGGCACAAAGUGUACGCGCUCUCUCCGAUCCCCACAGAGGCGCUGCAGCUACCUGCCGAGUAUCUCGACUUGGGCUGGGUGGCGUGCAAGCUGCGAUCCGAGGGGAAGGUCGCCAUGGCGCAGCUUUCGCCCGCUGACCUCCAGGAUGUGACCAACAAAAUUGUUGCGUGGACGCUGGGGUGGCAGGGAAACCAGCACAAAAAGUUCAUGGUGGCACGGGAAACGGACGGAAAGUUGGUGUGGACACACAAAAGCUUUAGUGUGGAAGGGAUACGCCUUUUUAAGGGAGCUAUUGUUCGAGCCGUUUUUAUUGACGCGACGGGCGCCGUGGAUGCAUUGACGCCCGCGGCGGCCGCCACCGCUCAAGCUGUACCCUCCACGGCGGUGCUGACGACAUUAAAGGCGGGACAUUAUCCCACGGCGCCGUUGCAGUUUCUUGUCAAGGAGUUUGUGCGUGAGUUUGAGUUUAAAAGCACGUCUGUACAGAGCUACAAAAUACAGGACGCCUCAGGUGUGAUCAUGGCGUCCUUGUGGAAGGCCACCAUGGCGGCGAAGCUUUCCCCUGGAGCCGUGUACGAGGCGACGGACUACCGCGUCCGCGUGUUUGAGAACCGUGGUGGCAUGCGGCUGGUGGAGAUGACGACGGGGGAGACGGCACUGAGGCCCGUGCUGGAGGGGGAAAGUGCAUCGGGUCGAGCCAAGUCGACAAGGCAGCGACAAACACCGAAGAGCGACGCGUCUGUGUCAGGAAAGAAAGGGAGCUGUGAGGUAGCAUGCGACAAGCGGCUGUCGGAUGCCACUAAGGAAGGCGCAGUGCAAGAAAUAUCGAGGGCAUUUGCGCUGAAGAUUGACACAAAGAGCACCGUCGCUGCGGAGCUCUCGAUCUGGGAGGAGGUGAAGCAACACUUUGGCAACGGCCCCUACGACAGUGAUACAGAGCAACGCAUCGCACAGUCCGUGCAGAGAACACCUGUGAUUAUAUCCGCCACUCUGCGCCACUCUGUGAUUCGCCUCGUUCGGUUUAACAUUGUUUCCAACGCGGUGAGCCUUGAUCCUUUGCUGUUGCGGCUUCUGCCGGACCUUGAGCCGGGUCAGCCCUACGCAGUGCUCAAUGACCACAGUGUUGUUCCUCUGCAGGCCCUGCACUGCUGCUACGACCCCUGCAUGAAGUUGUGGCAAGACAUCGUUGUCUCCACCUGCUCCUUCCUGCCCACACAGCGACUGGACAUUCUUAAGGUGUUUCACACGGCGCUGAGGAGCGAAAUGCAACGCUGGGGACUCAUACUGGCGGCAGAGCCAUUCUCCUCCAAGGCACUUUCACUGCUUCCCACGCCGCAGAAAGUCACCGCCUAUGGUGUCGGACAACGUGGUCCUUCGAAGAAUGAGCAGAGUCACUCCACCUCGUUGCGUCACGUGCCGCCGCCGCCUUUCCCCACAACUCUCGCGGUGGUUGCCAUCGCACCGCCGCAUGUCGGCGAGGAGGAACGUGCACGCAUCACGCAGACUGCACAGGCUGUGGCGCGGUACCACCGCAGCUCUCUCACCAUCACUGUACCGAAUGAGGACGAGGCGGGGCGAUUUCUACUACGGCAACUCACAGACGCCUCGGGCGGGGCAACAAAAGACCCGAACACGGCCGCUGUGAUUAUCUCCGCAGAGCGCGAGACACGUUCUUCGCGUUGGCUCCUGGCCGAAUGUCUCACGCGUGGCAUUCUUGCGUUCUUUGUGCCGCCCGCCGCCAACCUGAAGCGGCAAAAUAUAUUGUGCGCAAACGUGAAAGUGCAACUCCGGACGAAGUUUGGGACGGACCCUGCCCACGGGGUGGAUGUUGCCCGGGAGGUGCCGGCGUUGGCGCAGCGCCGCGUGCUCGUCGUGGGCGUGGACGCCUGCCACACAACGACCUUCAGCACAGGCAGCGUCGUGGGGAUCUUGUGCGCCCCCGAGCGCAACCACCUGCUGCCGUUUUUUUGGAAGCACGAGAUGCGCGGGGAGGAGACAGACCGGGUCACAGAGCACUUUCACAUCCUCCUUCAGCGGGCGUGCGAGCUGUACGACGGGGUGGAUGAGGUAGUUGUGUUUCAAGACGGGGAUGUGUACAGUGAGGCACGGCAGAUGCGGGCACAUCUGCCGCCCGGUUGUGGAUUUACGUUCAUGUGCCUUCACAAGCGAACAAACGUGCGUUUUGUUCAGCGGCUGCCGGAGGGAAGCGGUUUCCCCAAGAUAACGGCCGUCAAUGUUGCGGGCGGAGCCGUCGUACAGGGCCUCACGCCUAUUUCUCUGCUGGAUGACGCCGUGGCGCCAUCCUUCUACCUGCAGAACCACGACUGCAGCAUGUCCACCGCCCGCACUGUGCAAUACAUCGUCCACAACACCAGCCCCACGUUGGAUGUGUCAGACGUACAACAGUUGUCACAUGUCCUCUCGCAUGUGCAGGCGCCGCAGGCAACGAAGCUGCCAAUGGCCGCACGAUGUGCUCACCGCUUGUCAAGUGUAGCGGAACGGUUAUUGGACGCCGUCCCACCAUUCACAUGCGACAUGAUCCCUGCACCCCUGAAUGAGCGUCUGUGGUUUUUUUAA